CUAACUCCAUUGCCUCCUUCUCUCCUUAUUCAAUCCCAAGUAUUUUUCUCGAAAUAAAUCUAAUAUUUGCCAACACUCCUUAAACUCACUUGAAAAAUUUUGACAAAGCCAAAAUCCUCCUCGUAUGGCCUUUCAUGUAGCUUGCCCAAUUACCUGUCGGAAGAUUUGCUACUGCCCGCUUGGGUUUGCGAGGGGGUUGCAGGGCGACAAGGGGAAAAAUGAGUUCUUGGAGGAGGUGGGUAAGCUUGAGGAGUUUCUCAAGGACCCUUGGCUGCUUAGGGCUAGGGAGAAUGCCACAAUUCAGGUAAAGGUUCCCAAAGUCGUGGUUGCUCCUCCCCCUCCUCAGUCGCUAGCUGUCGGUGGUGAUGCUGGCACGGAUGCGGAGGAGGCGGCGGCGAUGUUGUCGGCGCAGACCAAGCGGGCCGCGUUGCAGAAGAAGGCCGCGGCUGCGUCCUUGGUGGCUGAGGAUUAUGCUAGGCGUUUUGAGUCUGGGAAUUUAGUGGAGCCUGUGAAAGAUACUGCUGGAGAAGAACUUACUCAAUCAAAUGCCAAAAUAAUGUGUAGACUAUGCUUUCGCGGUGAAAAUGAUGGAAGUGAAAAGGCAAAGAAAAUGUUGUCAUGCAAAACUUGUGGCAAGAAGUAUCACCGCAGCUGCUUGAGAACUUGGGCUCAACAUAGAGAUCUUUUUCAUUGGAGUUCCUGGACAUGCCCAUCGUGCCGGAUUUGUGAGGCCUGUCGGCGAUCUGGAGAUCCAAAUAAGUUCAUGUUCUGCAAAAGAUGUGAUGCAGCAUACCAUUGCUACUGUAUGCACCCUCCACACAAGAAUGUUAGCAGUGGACCUUAUUUGUGCCCAAAGCACACAAGGUGUCACAGUUGUAAUUCUUCUGUUCCAGGGAAUGGUCUAAGUGUAAGAUGGUUUCUGGGGUACACUUGUUGUGAUGCUUGUGGAAGAUUGUUUGUGAAGGGCAACUAUUGCCCUGUUUGUUUGAAGGUUUAUAGAGAUUCUGAAUCAACACCUAUGGUUUGUUGUGAUAUUUGUCAGCGCUGGGUGCACUGCCAAUGUGAUGGCAUUAGUGAUGAGAAAUAUUUGCAGUUUCAAGUAGAUGGAAAUCUCCAGUAUGCAUGUCCAACUUGUCGUGGGGACUGUUAUCAGGUUAGGAAUCUCGAGGAAGCUGUCCAGGAGCUUUGGAGGAGGAAAGACGAAGCUGACAAGGAUUUGAUCGCAAGUUUGAGGGCAGCUGCUGGAUUGCCCACUCAGGAAGAAAUAUUUUCGAUUUCACCUUUCUCUGAUGACGAGGACAGUCCUGUGAUAUCAAAGAACGAAUAUGGCCGUUCUUUGAAGUUCUCUCUCAAAGGUCUAGCUGAAAAAUCCCCCAAGAAGAGCAAGGAAUAUGGGAAGAAAUCUUCGAACAAGAAGUACAGUAAGAAUAAAGGGCACCAGAUAUCUUCAACUGGUAAAGUAGAAGCACAUCUGGGCUUCGAAGGGCAUACCGAUGGUCCAUCCGGUGAUAUUAUAACAAACGAAGAAACGAGGGCUUGCAGAAGUGGAGAGCGUGAUUGUUUUUCUCCCGCUAUUGCUGGUAGCUUGACGGAGGGGAUAUGUUCAGUUAAUGAGGCGGGGGUUAUAAAACACAAAUUUAUCGACGAGGUUACUGCUAACAAUGGGAACAGGGCACCUAGAAUGGUCCAAAUAAAAGGCAACAAGCAUCACAGUACAAGUGAUGAAGACGUUGGAACUCAUACAACGUCUAAGACCACUAAAGGAACAAAGCUUGUUAUACAUUUGGGUACAUGGAAUAAAAAUCUAACCGGUUCUCCUAAGUCUGAGGCUUCAAGCUGUCAAAGAGAACAAAACUUGACUACUUCAAAUGGUAGUGAGGAUUUGGGUCAACAGAAACUGAACGAGUACACGGAAAGGAAGGAAAUUGUAGCCACCGGGGGAAAAGGACAUAGAGCAGAUCAAACGCAAGGACAAAAAGUUAGGGGAAAAGAGGGUCACUUAAUAAAGAUCAAGAAACCUAGUCCAGAAACUGGAAACGGGUCAUCUGCUUCCCCACUGAAUGCAUCUAUAGUUGCGGGAAAAAGAAGCAACGAGGGUAGCGUGGCUGCUCCGAGGACUGUGAUCCAGGUUCCCGGUAGUAGAGGCAACAAAGUGUCUUCAGCGAGACAUGCCGGAGGCGAACCUGGUGUCACCGAUGAUUCGCGUGCUGAUGACAGAAAUAGCACGCCUCCAACUCAUCCCGUGCAAAAGGACCCUAAACCACUGUUAAAACUUAAAUUCAAGAAUCCCUAUCCGGAUGGUCAUAAUGCGUGGGCUUCUACAGAAGACGAGAAGGGUGUGAUCAAGGGUCAAAGGUCAAAACGAAAGAGACCAUCACCCUUUGGGGAGAAAUCCUCAGCUACUGCUGAUCCGAGGUGGUACGAAGACAAUUCGAUGGAUGAGAUGAUGGAUGCUAAUUGGAUACUGCAGAAGUUGGGAAAAGAUGCAAUAGGAAAGCGAGUGGAAGUUCAUCAGCAAUCUGUUAAUACCUGGCACAAAGGAAAAGUAACAGAAUUCUUCGAAGGGACCUCAGUUGUUGCUGUUACCUUGGACGAUGGAAAGACCCAGAACAUAGAACUAGGAAAACAAGGAAUUCAGUUUGUCCCUCAAAAGCAAAUGUGAUAAUUUUAAUAUUGGAUUGGAUGUUACUUGUAUAUUGGAGGAUUUCAGGGUUUUAGGGUGGUCCAGUUGCAGCUCUCCAAGAAGACAGACAGGUCUAUUUCUUUUGGUCUCACAAACUUCUCCAUCUUGUUGAGGUCAUUGACCAUCAUUUCUAUGUUGCUUUUCGAGUUUCUAGUUUUCUUAUGUAAAUGUUUAAAAAAAAAAGAAUGUUUUCUUAUGUAGUUAAGUUCAGAAUGCAUGUUUUGGGCACUCUUUUUAGAUGCUUAAACUCUAGUUGGGACUGUAAAUUUGGUUAGCAAUGACUAAUGAGAGCCGCUGCAAUACUCCAAUUGAUAUACUAUGUAGUUAUAAUUUAAAGCUUGGAUGGACAUUUAUUUUAAA
Molecule: messenger RNA, 3043 nt
Organism: Ipomoea nil (Japanese morning glory)
Lineage: Eukaryota; Viridiplantae; Streptophyta; Magnoliopsida; Solanales; Convolvulaceae
Exons: 14
Coding region: 125-2662 (845 amino acids)
Biological process (GO): positive regulation of DNA-templated transcription
Cellular component (GO): histone methyltransferase complex
Molecular function (GO): histone H3K4 methyltransferase activity
Source: RefSeq, a predicted model, not a curated record